AUGAGAUUUUCCGUUCCUCUCCUGACGUGUUUGAGUGUGGUCGUUGCUCUUCCACACUACACGCGACCUCCACCUGGUGGUGGACACUGUCUCAAAUGUCUUGAGAGAGAUACGAAAGUAGCAAGAGAAGUAGAUUUGAACCCUAUCGACGGUAUGCUAGAGAAGAAAGAUCCUCUCGAGCCUCAUUUUGAUCAUACGCCAACUAUCAAACAUGGUGGUUUACCUCCUGGACAUUACACCUUACCUGUUCAACAUCCUCCUUCAGUGCGUAAACGACAAGCUUCACCCACUCCUACUUCGGAACCAACACCGGUUCCGUACGUUCUAGCCAACCCGGCUGUCGGUUGCCCACCCAAGUUUCCUUACAACUGUACCCCCUUGUCUAUUCAACCACCUAAGGUGUUACAUUGUUACGCUCGUCCCAUCCCUUGUCCGCGUGAACUUGUGGAUGCUGUCGAUCGACACGAAGAGGGAAACGUCAAAGAGGCAAGGUCACCUCCAUUCGUCAUUAUCAAACAUCCAUCUGACGGUUGUCCACGAAAAUAUCCAUUCAGCUGUCCACCCCUUCCUGGAACAACAUUGAAAGAACUUGUUUGUUAUACCAAACCUCACUCUUGUCCACUGAUUGACGCUAUCGCUCGAGAUGAACACGAUCACCUAGAAGAGACAAGAUCACCUCCCUCCAUCGUGGUGACCGAUCCAUCCCUCGAUUGUCCACCAGGCUACCCGUUUAGCUGUCCACCUUUACCUGGUCAAACUUUGACAAGAUUGGUUUGCUUCAUCAAGCCGCACGCGUGUCCUCUGGUAGCUUCCGAAGCCGUAGCAAGAGAAGAACAUGAACAUCUCGAAGUAACAAGAACGACUCCGUCCUUCAUUAUCGUCACUGAUCCCUCACUCGGUUGUCCUCCGAAUUAUCCAUUCAGCUGUCCACCUCUACCCGGUUUGACCUUGACAGAACUACGUUGUUGGAAUCAUCCUAUCCCAUGUCCUCUCCUAGCCCCUGAAGCCGCCGCACGAGACGAGAUUGGACAUCACGAAGAAAUCAGAUCACCAUCGUACAUCUUGGUCGACCCUAAAAUUGGCUGUCCUAAGAAUUACCCAAACAGCUGUCCACCCUUACCUGGUCAAACGCUCAAGGUUCUCUAUUGUUACAACCAGCCUGUCUUCUGUCCGUUGGAGACUUCUGAAGCAGUUGCUCGGAAUGAAGAUGAGAAUCACGAAAUGCGAAGAUCCGUGGAAAUGGAAGCUCGUCAAAUAUUCCGUUGUCCUCCUUCCAAACCGUAUACCUGCCCCCCUCUCCCUGGUCUCAAUUGGACAGUCUUGCAUUGUUCGGCUCAUCCUCACCCAUGUCCGUUGUCCGAUGCAAUCGCUCGACGUGCAACAAAUGUUGUGGAAAUCAUGAGGUCCCAAGGGGAGGAAAAGCGGAUCAUACAUUGUCCUCCAACACAUCCGUAUACCUGUCCACCUUUACCUCAUCAAACCCUGGCUGUGGCUAAACGAUGUUUUGCCGAACCUAUUCCUCCGAUCGCUUGCCCACUUGAAGAACGAGACGAAGGACAUCUGAAGGAAGAAAGAUCACCCAAACCCGAACCAUCGCCAACACCGUUGCCUGAACCCGGACCGAUCAUCUACUGUCCUCCGCGUAGUUGUCCACCAUUGCCGCAUGAGACUCUUGCCGUGGACAAACAUUGUAUCUACAGGGAAGAGGACUUCGCCUGUCCAUUGGGAGGUAUCGCCAAACGUGAUGGGGAAGCGGGAUCAGGUGCAGAAUGA
Tremella mesenterica DSM 1558 is the source of this 1773-nucleotide messenger RNA. RefSeq lists its product as uncharacterized. The record is from RefSeq and is a predicted model, not a curated record. The transcript has 2 exons. The coding region runs from base 1 to 1773 and encodes 590 amino acids. NCBI's taxonomy places the organism in Eukaryota, Fungi, Basidiomycota, Tremellomycetes, Tremellales, Tremellaceae.